AUGGCUGCUACACUAUUACGCCCAGUUGAACCCCAGGCCAUGGCGCCGCCCGAUUCAGCCGCCACAACAGACUCUACGGAUGCUGCGAGUUUCCAUGAUCGCCACUUCUACUCGCAUAGCUUCUCAUCCCCACGCCAAUACCCUGCCGACAUCCCUCAUCCUAUCCUCGAGGAAGAAGCCGCAGAAUCGGGAAGCGAAUCCCCUAUCGAACCUGUUACUCCCGUUAGCAGCGGCCGUCAUUCCCAGGAUUUUACCAACGUCUCGCAGUUUGACCAAAAUCUCACCUUGACGCACUACAGCACUGCUCAAAAUCCGCCCACCUCCAAUCCUAAGAAAACCCCUCAGCCUCAGUUGCCUAUAGACCAGACAACCCCCCGGCAAACUCCCGCACGUGUGAUUCGUCGCGCCCGCACUAUUAUUGGUAACACAACUGCUCCUACCCUCGAACCUGCAACUCCAACGCCAAAGCAGUCCGAACCCGAACCCGACGCACCGCAAACCGGCACCCUCACUCGUCGCUCUACCCGUGGCUCUACCUCCAGUUUCAAGCGCACAAUGACGAAUCUCUUCCGCCGCUCGUCGUCCGCCAUUGAGCGCGACGCGCCAGUCUUCGACUCUAGCACGCCCAGUUCAACAGACAGCGUUUCACAUCGCAACCAGGCCCCGACCAGUGCCCCGCGCAGCAUCCCAGCCACAGAAUCCUACAAGACUCAGUCUACGGCGUCCAAUUCGCCUCCUACGCCUGGCUCGCCCUUGAUGAUGGCCCCCUCAAAUAGAAGCAAUAUUUUUGGCAAGUCGUUGCCUGGGCCCGAAGACUUCCAAAAGAAGAGCCGCGCCUCGACCGGCUUCACUCUGCGCGGUCGUGCUGUCAACUUCGUUUCGCGCGGCGGACGUAAUGGAAAGACUCCUCGUCGUGCUAGCAGCUUCGACCAUGGCGCGGGCGCGCCCGGGCUGCCCCCUCAACAGCACGCCGGAAAUAAGAUGUACCCUGCGGAGCGACAACCUUGGGCCCUUCCUCCUGAUGCAGGCACUGGUACCAAGGCUCGUCGCAUGAGCCUCAGUCUGCCUGAUGACUUUAUGAUUGAUACUGCUGAGCUUCUUGCGGAAUUCGAGUAUCAGCACAAGUUGCUUGGUCGUCACGGCAAGCACCUGGGCAAGGGCGCCGCCUCCAAGGUUACCCUUAUGGCCCGCAAAGGUUGCCCCAACGAGCUCUACGCUGUCAAGGAAUUCCGUGGCAAGUCCAAGAGCGAGAGCCAAGACGAGUAUGAAAAGAAAAUCAAGUCGGAGUUUAGCAUCGCUAAGAGCUUGCACCACCCCAACAUUGUCGAGACUAUUCGCCUCUGCACCGACCACGGCCGAUGGAACCACGUGAUGGAAUACUGCUCCGAGGGCGAUCUGUUUGGACUCGUCCAAAAGGGCUUCUUCAAGGGCGACGCAAAGCUGAAGGACCGCCUCUGCAUCUUCAAGCAGCUCGUCCAGGGCGUUGCUUACCUGCACGCCCACGGAAUCGCCCAUCGCGACAUUAAGCUCGAGAACCUGCUCAUUACCAAGGACAGCAAAAUCAAGAUUACCGACUUUGGUGUUUCCGAGGUAUUUACUGGUACACACCCUGGGCUUCGCGAAGCCCAUGGUCUGUGCGGCCAGAACAUGGGGGAUGUUCGUCUCUGCAACCCUGGCAUCUGCGGCAGUGAACCAUAUAUUGCACCCGAAGUUCUUGCCAAGAAGGGCACCUACGACCCGCGCGCACUCGAUGUCUGGGGUACCGGCAUUGUCAUGCUCUACCUCAAUUUUGGCGGCGCCAUCUGGUCACGCGCUGAGCCUGGCAACACGCAUUACGAUAAGCUCGUAAAAGGCUGGGAGCGCUGGUACAAUAGACAUCCCGACCCCGAAGCCGCCAUCACCGACACGGACUACCCCAAGUGCCUGGCCCUCGACGUCGGGGUCAACCCUCCUGCGCUGCGCCGCGUGCUGUUGCAAAUGCUCAACCCCGACCCCAGCAGGCGCAUUAGCAUUCACGAAGCGGCCAGCAACCGAUGGAUGAAGAACAUUGAAUGCUGCCAGGUCGAGUCUUAUGACGACCCAACCCUGUGCAUCGAUGCCACCAAGUCAAACUCGGCGAAUAACAGGAGGAUCUUUUGCCACAGCCACCUUCCUCCGAAGACGAUGGGUUCGCACUCGCUGGGCAAGAUGCCCGGCCAGCCCGGAUACUAA
Molecule: messenger RNA, 2211 nt
Organism: Cordyceps militaris CM01
Lineage: Eukaryota; Fungi; Ascomycota; Sordariomycetes; Hypocreales; Cordycipitaceae
Product: serine/threonine-protein kinase hal4
Exons: 2
Coding region: 1-2211 (736 amino acids)
Biological process (GO): protein phosphorylation; intracellular monoatomic cation homeostasis; intracellular signal transduction
Molecular function (GO): ATP binding; protein serine/threonine kinase activity
Source: RefSeq, a predicted model, not a curated record